Messenger RNA from Leptinotarsa decemlineata (Colorado potato beetle), 2039 nucleotides. RefSeq lists its product as uncharacterized. Gene Ontology annotation, biological process: regulation of apoptotic process. The record is from RefSeq and is a predicted model, not a curated record. NCBI's taxonomy places the organism in Eukaryota, Metazoa, Arthropoda, Insecta, Coleoptera, Chrysomelidae.
UUGUUGAACGCACUCUGUAGUAGAAGUUUAAAGAGUUAUCGAAUGAAAUGUAAGGUUAUGUUAUUUGUUUAUGAAAAGUCACCCAUCCGUUUUGACUAUAAUUUGAAAAUCAGAGAUGCAAUCAUCCAAAAUCAGAAAAGUUAAAGGAGGUCACUCAAAAAAAGAAAUCAAACUGUCCAAACUGAUAAAAAAUGAUAGUGAUUCUGAAGGAACAGAAAGUGAGCACGAGUUGUCUCACUAUUUGAACGAUAGAGUGAAAAUGAUGAAAGAGGUACUUAAAAUUAUCAAACCCAAGAAAAUACGAACCAUGGCUCCGGAUUGUAUGCAGAAAUUGGAUAAUGAAGAAAUAAACUCCAUGCUUUUGGACGAGUUAUUAGGAAUAUCCAACAAGCGACUGAAAUAUAUAUUCAGUGGACAGAACUUGAAUGAGGAAAGCAGUUCUACUGAUCCUGAAGAGGAACAGCCGAUUGAUGUAAUAUCUCUUGAUGAAAUUAGCGAUGAUGAGUUCGUCAUUGAUUUAGAUUCAGAUAAGGAAUCUAGACCUAAGCACCACAGAAAGCACAAAACCAAAGUCAAAGACGAACCAAAAAAGAAAAGAGUCAAAAAGGAGAAACGAGAUGUAUCUGCUGAAAAAUCGAAAGAUUCUUCUAAGAACCAGAUGUCUGAACAAAACCUCAUGAGCGUUUUAGAAUUGUUGGAGUUACAAGCCAGGGCAAGAGCCAUUCGAUCCCAGCUCGCUUUAGAAAGCACAAGGAAGGCAGAAGAAGCUGCAAAGGCAGCAGCAGAUGUUGAAUCUUCAGAUAAUGAGGAUGCAGUAAUAGUGGAAAGCCCUAAAAAUUUGGAGAUCAUAAUCACGUCUAGUGACUCUGAAAACGAGAAUUCACACGUAGAAAGCGGCCAACACAAUCAAAAUAAUCAGGUAAAGGGAGUAACUGGUGAUGAGCGCAGUUGUAAAGAAGCUGAAGAUACUGCGCAUGAACCCAUUAGCGUUGAAGCGAAGACCAAGGUUCCAAAAGAAAAUCCUAGUAAAGGAACCUUGGAGCGAAUCGAAAAAGAUCGAGCUCCAGCUGGAGGAAAUGGUGAAACAUGUUCUAACAACCAAACGGAAGAAGUGGCAGAUAUCCCUCAUCCAGAAGGCGGAGAAAACAACCAGUCAGAUGAUGGAUUCUCAAAGAAGAAUAAUGGUUGGGAAGCCCCUAUGUCUGAUAGUUCCACCUCAAAGACCCUGCAAGGAGUGGAAGUUCGGAAUGAAAGAGGUGAUGGUAGCAGGAGUGAGAAAAAUGUAGAUGGAAGUACUACAGAUUCUAACCCCAAGAAAAUAGUUGCUGAAACACAAGUCAAAGACAAGAAAGAUAAAAAAUCUAGAAUAUGCAGAAGAAAAUUAUCCAAAUUAGCAAGGCGGAAGAUGCUCGAAAGUGAUAUUGCCGUGAAUAGUUUGUCAACUGAAAAAAACAUUGAAAAAUCUCGGGAUAAACAGGGAGACGAGUCAGCUGGUAAUUUUCUAGAGAAAAGUAGGACUGAUGAGGGUGAAGGUAUUAUUCUGAAUGUGGAGCAGUCGGAAAUGGAUUGUAUACAUUUGGAUUGAAAUAGAAGAAAAGAAAGGUAUUGGAUUAUAGGAUUGAAGUUCAGAAAUGGUUUCACUUCAAGUUUGAGAGAAAAAGAUGGAAUGAUGUUUUGUAAUGGUAAUACAUGAAAGCCAUCAAGAUUCUAACCAUCCCCUAAGUGACUAUAAAUGAAAAAUAAAAUCAAGAUAGGGAUUCGGGUCCAACUUCUUGAUAACACUCCACACACCAGAGACAUCCGAGAUCUGAUUACACUUUGCCACAAGAACUUUAUGGGCUAUGAGAAAAUGUACAUAGAAUUUUCAUGUAGAAUAUCGUCCGACUAACUUAGAAAUUCCAAAUACGGAUCUGAAUUUUUGGUAACAAUUAUCUGAUAUAUUGUUUUUAUUUCAUCAAUGAUAAUUGUUCCAUAUGACCAAUACGUCCGCCUCUUUGACACUCCAUUCUGAUUUGAAUAAAUAGCACUUUUACCUGAAA